AUCAGAUUCUUCAAUGAUUUAUAUGCUCAGUAAAAAAUCAAAACAAAAAUAAUAUGCAAUAGCUAUUGUGAUUUCUUCAGUAGAAGACAGUUUCUUUAUUGAUAAAAUCAUCUCUCUUAAUAUGGAUGCUAAAGAGCUUAAUGCAACACAAAAUAGUAGAAUUGUAAUUAAAGAAGAAAAAAUUGACCUCGAAAUUGAAUCAAGAUUAAGUUCUAUAAAUACAAAAAUUAAAAAAGAGAUUGACGAACCCCCCAUAAAUGAUGAACAGGAACAUAUAAAUGAUAACGAUGGUAAUAAUUCGAGUGGUACAGAAUAUAAUACAGACUCGGACAAAGAAGUGGACAAGAAAUCAAUAAUUCCUGCGAAGUCCUCAAAUGAGAUUCUGGCGGAGCUGUUUAGUGUUUUCAAUGCAGCACCACCAAAGGAGCUGCUCAACGAUGACAAUCUGUUGAAAAAAACUAAAAAAAGUAAAAAACAUAAGAAAGAGAAGAAGCGUAAGCACAGAAAGGCAAGUGAUGCGUCGGCGGAAAGUGAUAUCAGCGCUGAUGGAACCAACCUAACAAAUGGAAAGCAUAAACAUAAAAAACGAAAAAAACAUAAACACAAGGAUGAUAAGCACAAGGACAAAACUAAAGAAAAACAUCGGCGUGAUAAUUUAAAAGAUUGCAUCAAGGAGACGAAGCUUGAAAAAAAUGUAUAUAUUAAAGAAGAACCUGUAGAAGAAGACCAAGAAAUUAGCUCAAAAAAACGUAAAAUGCAAUCAAAUGAUGCAGAAUAUCCUAAGUCCAAGCAAGUAUGUAAAAAUGAACACAAUUCGCAUCACGUCAACAAUGACCAUCGGGAACGAGGAAAAAGCACACGAGAACGAGCACAUCAAAACGACGCUAGCAUUAAAACGGAACCAAUUGAAAAUAACAUCAGAUCUGUUGAACAGAACGGUCACAUAUCCGAAAUUUCACUUUCAGAUGAAGAAACUUAUUUAAGGGAGCGUCAACAUGUAAAUGAGAAGCUCAGCGUAAAGAACAACCGAAACAGAAACGAUUUCUUUAAAGGGUAUGAUAGACGUAGAAACCGAGAUCAUUACAACAGACGUGAUAAUAGGUCUUCACGGCAUAAUUACAGUAGGUCACGCAGUAGAUCUCGUUCACAUGAUCUAGGUAUUGAUAAGAAACGUCUGUUAGAAAUUGCACGAAAAAAUGCCAUAAGUAUGUUUAAACGAGGAAAUUUACCAGGAGCAGAUAAUAUGUCUCAAGAAAUCAAAGAUAAAGUGCUACUUAAAAUGCGUUACGGCGGUCGUACGGUACAAGAUCUGACUGAUUUCUGUAAAAAGAUUUCUAACGGAGAGAAUUUGUCUGAUUUGAGUUCUGACGAAGACUCUGACGUCGAUAAAAAUGGUAACACAAAAGCUUUCCAUCAUCCAUUUGAACUUAAAGAACGGGAACCUAUUGUGAUGCAUAUACGUAACGCUACUACGACAGUAUCUCGAAACACUACUGAAGAUAGCACCAAAGCCAUUACCAUGCAAUUUCCGGUAUCGUCUGGUCAGCAACAUAGGCUUAAAGAAACUUGGGUGCCAGUCGAAGUUAAAGACAAACUGGUACCACUUCCCGCUCUACCGGCCGUUAAUCAAACCACGAGUAUUUUCAGAAAUGUGAGAAAAAAUGUUUUUGAAAAGCCCGUGCCACAUGCGGAGCAAGAGCCAGCUUUUAUCUCUACUACCGUAAAUGUUUCCAAUACAAAUGAGCCAAGUAAAGUGCCUACAACGAAUGCUGUUGCAAUUAUAGCGCCGGUUAGUAAACCAAUCACUACUACGCCCAAUUGUCUACCUCCGACACCAAUUUUUAAUACUUCAGUUGCUCCGCCGACACAAAUCGUUACGCCUUUUGUGCCUGAUGUUCCCGUACCAUCUGCAAAUACUAGUACUUUUCAUGAUUCUGUUUUUCCACAACCGCCUCCAGAAACACUUGAUGUUUCAGCAAUCGUAACAAAAAGAUUAACUGCUAUGCGACGACUUCAAGAUAAUCCAAAAGAUCCAGAAGCACUCAAUAUGAUGUACAGUUCUCAAAAAGAAAUGUCAUCUUGGGCUUCCUCUAAGCAUAUGCCCGGACAAUUUACAGGCAGUACGGGUGCAAAUAUACUUAAAGCACACGAGUUACACACUGGACCACAGGUUUGGGCACGAAGAGAUCAGUUGAUAACAACACAACCAGUAACUGGAGGCAUGGGCAUGCAUUUGCUACAAAAAAUGGGUUGGAAACCUGGUGAAGGUUUGGGAAGAGAAAAAACGGGCUCGCUGCAACCAUUAUUGCUUGAUGUUAAACUGGACAAACGUGGUUUAGUAUCUAAAGAAGAUAAUAGUGGCACACGACGCUUGCAACCAAGCAAAAAACAAAAGUGCAAUAACAUAACACCGGGACAUAAUAAUAUCCAAAAUAAACAUCCUGUAUGUUUACUUAAUGAAGUAACAUCCAAACGUAAAUGGACACCUCCACUAUAUACAUUAGUCAGCGAACACGGACCUCCACAUAGCAGAAUGUUUAUGUACUCUGUACAGGUAAAUGGACAAAGUUUCAAACCUGAGAAAGCCUCUAACACGAAGAAAGAAGCUAAGAUGUACGCUGCUAAGUUCUGUUUACAAGAGUAUGGCAUGUUGCCACGCGAUGAAGUUUAAUGUGGUUUUCAGAUCCAUGUAAAAUGCACUUCUAUAAUAUGCAUAUAAAAUCUUUAUUUAUAUUUAAAAAUCAACUGAUAAAACUUCUGUGUUAAUGAUUUGUUGUAUAUAUUUUAAUAUUGUUUAACAAAAAUUGAAAUUAUUC
Molecule: messenger RNA, 2816 nt
Organism: Teleopsis dalmanni
Lineage: Eukaryota; Metazoa; Arthropoda; Insecta; Diptera; Diopsidae
Gene: Son
Product: protein SON
Exons: 2
Coding region: 122-2671 (849 amino acids)
Biological process (GO): regulation of mRNA splicing, via spliceosome; regulation of cell cycle
Molecular function (GO): RNA binding
Source: RefSeq, a predicted model, not a curated record